Aedes albopictus (Asian tiger mosquito) is the source of this 1914-nucleotide messenger RNA. Its product is annotated as male-specific lethal 1 homolog. The transcript has a single exon. Gene Ontology annotation, cellular component: MSL complex. The coding region runs from base 181 to 1722 and encodes 513 amino acids. Lineage: Eukaryota; Metazoa; Arthropoda; Insecta; Diptera; Culicidae. Gene Ontology annotation, molecular function: chromatin binding. The record is from RefSeq and is a predicted model, not a curated record.
GCCGUCAACGGCUUUCUCUACUGCGUUGUUUUCGGCUUUCUGGAAAAGUUUUGUUUCGGCGUGUUGAAUCUUGAUAGUAAAUUUUCAAAUCGGUUUUAAAGUGAUAUAAAUGUCGGAAUAGGUAGUACGCGGUGUGUUUAAAGUGGGGUUUGGUUGGGUAUACGGGGGAAAAACAAAAUCAUGAUGAUGGAGAACCUGGAUCACGUCUACUGCAACACGGCGUCCACCGAUGUCGGCAGCAAAGAUACCUCCGAGCAGAUGAGUUUGUUCAAGGAGGUUAAACAACUACAGUCAAUUUUACUGCUUCAUCUGGAUCUGAUCCAGGAGCAGAGUGAUCAGAUACUGGCAAAGGAUAAAUUGAUCAUCAAACUGAAAGACGAAAACGAAAUGCUCAAACAUCAGCUUGAACUAGUCAACAAACGGCUGCAGCAGAUGAAACAGCAGAAGGAGCAACGCGAGAUAGGCAUUCCAAUUAGAAGUGUUACUGUUGACAAGGUGUAUGAGUACAACAACCGCGUAAUUUCUAAUGCCGCUGCGGAGCCGGCUCCGCGCGAAAAGUUUUCUGAUUCAAUCGGUGCCGUCAAAAGCAUUAAGAAGGAAAUUAUUUCCAACGAUUACGAUAGUUUCGAUGUGAUUUGUGAUGAUUUUGCCGGGGAGCUUGAAUCUGAUAUUAAAAUCGAGAACAAUGAGAUUGAAGAGGAAAUUUUUCUCAAUUAUUCCAAAUCCGAUGAUGAGUCUGUACCAUCUAACGACCCACCGGUAGUGGAAACAACCCCAUCAGUAGAAACACGACCGAAAAGUUGCAGCACUCCUAUCAUCUAUGACGUCAUUUCUGCGCAACCAAGGGAAAGCAUUAAAGCGGAGAACGAAAGGCAGUCCACCGAAAGCAACAAAAGUGAAGUAAACAUUGUACCGCAAGCAGAAGAAGACCCGACGUCUAAGGCUGAAAUUAUUGUGAUUAACGAUGAACCGAUAAAACCUAGCUCCUAUAAUCCGAUUUGUUCGUCGGGAAAUUCCUCCGAUGGUAGUUUUAUGAGGAAAUCCUGCAAGUUUAUGAUGACUUCAAAGCCAUACAUCACAUGCAACUGGAAAGAUGAAGCAAUUACAAACGAUUUGGACCGGCUUCUUGAAAAUGAGGCAGCUGAACUGGAAGUACCUUGCUGGACAGUGAUCGAAGAUAAUUAUGACAGUGCGUCUAGUUCUAGUGAGUUAACUUCUGAAAACAUUAGUGACGAAGUUUAUUUCAAGCGCCAUGCUAAAUUUGAACUCGAUGAAAGGCGUCGCAAAAAGUGGGAUGUGCAAAGAAUCCGUGAACAGAAAACAAUCGAGCGUCUAAAGAAAAGACACCUCAAAGCCGAUUCAGAAGAACAGAAGAACAUUGGUUCCUUUUUCCCGUCGGUGGAAUCAAUCAAGUACGUUCAAAUCACCGAGGACGUACCAGUGCAAGCAUUUGGGGAACUGAUCCCGAUCCUACCGCCAAGCAGUUUCAGUCUGCCGUGGAUGGCAACUCGCAUCAACCCGACGAGUAUUAGCACCGUUACGCCAUCCGAGCUAGGUCCGGGCCCAUUGUUUAGCGCCACCACUGGCAUUCCAUCAACAUCGACGUCCAGCGUAUCUUCUACGUCCUCACAGGAAAACAAAACGAAAUUUAUGCACCGUUUGGGACCCAACCUCACCGUCCAAAAGCAACGAUUUACGAAGCGCAUCAAGAAGGAAAACUAGACGCGGGCCGGCCUAGGACUGGAUGAAUGAUGGAUGGAAGUGAUUGUGCUUUAAUUGGGGACCUACUUGAAGUGAUUGUUCGAAUUUGCCGGACGAACGUGAAUCCAAUAAGAAUCGAAAACAAAUCCAAUAGGGUUAGGGAUGCUUGUGUAAAAAUGCAAAAUAAACAUAUGUAUCGUUUUAAACAUCUUA